Spirometra erinaceieuropaei is the source of this 5084-nucleotide messenger RNA. The record is from the annotation of a GenBank genome assembly. Lineage: Eukaryota; Metazoa; Platyhelminthes; Cestoda; Diphyllobothriidea; Diphyllobothriidae.
AUGACUGGCACAGGGGAAGAGGUAUAGUUUUAAAUACUUAAACUUUGUGGUGUUUCAGCUUUUUGAGUACAUAGCUACCACUCUCCAGAGCUUCCUGGCGCGUUUUGGUAUUGCUGACAAAGAAAUGAAACUGGGUUUCACAUUUUCCUUCCCUUGCGAACAACACGGAUUAAACAAAGCGAUCCUCGUGCGUUGGACAAAGGGCUUCGACGCCCGUGAUGUCGUAGGGAAGGACGUUGCUCGCCUUCUCCAAAACGCAAUUGAUAAAACGGUAAGCAAACAGUAGUUGGCUUGUGAGGGCUUCACUUGACAUAAAUUCAUUCAUACUUUUCCGAGAUCGUACCACACUAGCAUUGGCUGUAGAUUAUUCGGACCUUUGUCGACCACCUUAAUGACGAUUCGCACAUCCAUGCUAUCAUUUGAAUUUUAUUAUCUGUACGACAUUUCCGAACACAUUCGUUGUGUGUCGUAAUGACAAACCGUAAAUGCACAGACCUGCGUCCACUUUACAAAACAUUUGCUCAAUGCUUUCUUCUGUUAUUAGUUAACAUUAAUAUUAGGAAUACAAACAAUAUCAAUUAAGCCUUUAAGACUCGAUUUUGCUCACUGCUGUAAAAGUCUUUGUAUCUUUGGUUUGUUUCGGCGAUUUAAAAGUGACAUGUUUUAACCACUCAGAACACUGGUGAAUUUUAUUUGAGCCCUAACUUAAUCUGCGUAGUAUAUUUGCAUGCUCAUCGUUCUGUAACUGUUUUUAAAAAUUGUAGGGCCUGAAAAUUCAAUGCGUGGCAGUCGUGAACGAUACAGUCGGCACAUUGGCAUCAUGCGCGCUCGAAGAUCGAAAAUGUGCCAUUGGCCUAAUUGUUGGUCAGUUUUCCUGGACAGUUAUUACUAAUAUAUAUGAUUAACUUGUGUGCCAUAUGUUUUUAUGUAUCUUAUACAUAACUUGGCAUUAUUCAAUGAUUUAUAGGAACUGGGACAAACGCUGCCUACAUCGAAAAGUCCGAAAAUGUUCCCUUUAUGCAUGAUAUACUGGCCUCGAGGAAUAGUCCACCAGUAACAGAUGAAAACGUCAUAAUUAACAUGGAAUGGGGUGCCUUUGGUGAAGAAGGCAGUCUAGAUCCUUACCUGACUCACUACGACAAACUCAUUGACAAGGACAGUCUUCAUCCCGGAAAGCAAAUGUAGGUCACGUAAUAACCUUUUGUUUCUCAUGGCAUGUUUCUUCCUUUAGCUUCGAAAAAAUGGUUUCUGGAAUGUACCUUGGAGAGCUGGUCCGUUUGAUUAUCCUUGAUCUCGUGGACCAGAAACUACUUUUUAGAGGCGACUUGCCAGAUUCUCUCAAAGCCGCCCAAUCGUUCCCGACUAAAUAUAUUUCUGAGACCGAAAGGUAAGCUUCUGCUUAACAAAUCAUGUUUUUUUUGUUAAAAUGGAGGUAUAUUAGACGUUGGUUUGCAUUACCUUGUUAACCGUAUAGAAUUAUGACAUUCAUUUCCAACACUGAUUUAGCGGUUUCAUAGAUGAUUUUUGCUUGUAAAAUCAGACAUCCCUGUAAUUUUGAAAAUCCCGAGCAACCGUACACCAUUUCCACGUUUGGACGUUGGGGCAAUACAUAACAAAGACGAAACGCAAUCCCUCCUUGACACAAAUAAUUGUUUCUUCGCCAUUACGCCAUCAGAUUUUUGAAAGUGAUUAGCCAGUGUAUCCCACUUUGUCGUUUCACGCAAAGGACCAGCCCAUUGCGACAUGGUCAUUCGAACAUAGAAAUGAUGGAAAUUUACAAAUGGGCCCACAAAACUCUUUUGGAUGGCUUAAUGCAUUUCACGGACGCCCACAUCACGAAUUGUGUAGCAAAAGUAAUGUCCACCCCUAACUUGCGAUUUGUUUUAUCUCAGUAUUCACUUCUAUGAAUACUGCACUUUUACAGAACAGCAGAAUUUUAACUGAAAAGUUCACUUUAACAAAACAUUCCCAAUGCUCAUUUCUUUGCUAAGAAACGAAGUAUUCUGUUUCCUUUACAGGGACCCACCACAUCUGUUCUACAGUACCCACUAUAUGCUGACGGAAGACUUAAACGUCCCAAUAGUGGAGCCCAUUGAUGACCGUGUGGUUCGCUACGUCUGCGAAGUUGUAGCCCGGCGCGCAGCGUACCUUGCGGGAACAGGUAACUCUAAAGCUUUGCCACUGGUCCCUGUUUUCGCUUGAACUUAAUCAUUUACUUGGAAGGUUACGUCCAUCUCCUGUGUCCGGAAAGGACGUGGUUUUGGACACUUAUAGACUCUGUGGUAUACGGUGCGCAUUGGUGUUAUUUGUUUGUCUUUGUCUUGAAUUUUUUGGAAAAGCAAUGGUCCGUUGUCAUUGGUCAAAAACGUUAAUAUUAGAGUAAACGGUACAGCAUUUCCAAGGGUUUUUUUUCGUAUGGUUGCUGCUUUUAACCACGCACCCAGCCCGCUCUGGAAAAGGUCCAGAUUCUCACCUCAAAUAAUAGUUGGCAUAAAUGAAUGACGCUUUUCUCUUCUGUUGACUAACGGGGCCAUUACUAAUGUCCUUUUUUGGACAGCCGUUUUCUUUGUGAAGUUCGUCUUGUGCGACUCUCCUUACGCUGCCCGUGCGUCUUGUUUGCGCUGAACACUGAGCUAUCAUAUUAUCCACACAGAUCGUACGGGGGUACGGUUAAAAUAUUUGUCAUAUCAACAGUAAGCCAGUGCAGGCUGCGGGUGUGCCAUUCAUAAUCAGACUGCGGAAAUACGAGGAAAUAAUGCUGGUCCCUGGAGAAUGCAGUUUCUGAACGGGGCAAUCAUGACCUAGUGGAAAAUACCGGAAUUACAAAGAUGUGCUUGUUAUUGGAGGUGUUUCUUCUGUCCAACUUUAUUCAGAGGAUGCAGCAAAGCUCAUUGCACCUAAACUUAGCAUAUACCAUUAAUUGCUGAUUGACAGUUUAGUGAAAAUCUCUCGGUCGAGUGCUAAUUGGGUCGAUAACACCAGGCUUUGUAUUUUGCGGAAGUUUACGCUACUCUUCUGAUCUCUUUUUUACAUAUUUUGAAAAGCGGUUUUGCAGCUGGCUGUUCUGGUUUAUAAUAAUGGCAUGACAGUUUCCAGUCACAGUAACAGUACCGUAACUAGGUUGGAACGCCCGUGUUUGACGUCUGCCAUCUGAUUACCAUUCACUUACUGUUUUCCUUAAAACUCCCGUCUCUCCACUCUAGACUGCGGCAGCCUUGAAUACCAGUUUAUUCGAGUCUAGACUGCACAUUAGAAGUGCCGCAGCCGUCAACUUGAGUCUGCUUGAAAAUCAUUUAUUCAUCUUUUUGAGUUCUUACUGAAUGUUUAUUGAUGUACAGAAACCGUACAAAAAGUGCUGACCACAUUCAGUGUUUCCCAGUUGUUACCUCACUUCCCUCAUUUCAUCACUAGGUAUUGCCGCGCUUCUACAUAAACUGGGACGAAAACAUGUGACCAUUGGCAUAGACGGCUCGCUGUACAAAUUCCACAUCAAGUUUCGUGAACAUAUGACUGACAUUAUCGACAAACUCAGACCAGAAGGAACCCAGGUAAGGGCCUUUGGCUUGCGGUUUAUGAAAAAUCAGUCUCAUUUUCCCAGCAUGUAGAUUCUGAUGAAUGGUAUUACCGACAAAGACAAGGGAGACUGGAAUGGCCAUUUCUGGCUUAUUAGCCGUCGUCAGCCAGCCAUACCCAAGCCCGAAGUGUGGAACACCCGAGCCUCGAACUCGCGACCUGUUGGUUUAGAAGUCAACGCCUCUACUCACCGGGCCACGAGCCCGUUGCCUUGUCGGUUUUCGAUCGGGAAUAUACAAUGUUAGGGGGGGCGCUCACCGAUCGUUCAUACGGAACUCACUCGUUCCGUUGUGCCUUAUGGACUCUCUCUCGAGCCCAACCAGCAGCCGCACAGCGGCGCAUGAUAUAUAGGCAGAUUCUGAUGAAACUAUCAAAGAAUUUCUGCAACCAGAAGUAUCGGCAAUCGCCUGUAGCUUUUUGAAUAUAAAACUAACUUCAGUUUAGUAUAAACGGGUAUACGGAACUUUAGAUGCCAUCGGCCUAUCAAAUGACUUUCCUAUUUUUACCUUGUAAAAAAUUAAGAGCUUAUCCCAAUUGACGCUCAUAUCAUAAGUGUCACUUAUAACCUUGCGUGCGUAGACAUUUUACGAAAGUUGUCACAUCUUUAUCAAGCCAAUGCCGGAAUUCCGGCUUUGUGAAAGUCUCUGGAAAACGCAUAGACAACGUUGACUUCACAUGCUGCGGCCGCAGCUUAGGUUUUGUCUGAUGCCUGCUUUUUAUUCGCAGUCUGCUUUGCUGCUUUUAACUGAUUGGUUAAAUUCUGUCGCCUUUCGGCUAGUUUACUGGCCAAGUGUUUAGUCACGUCAGCUCUUUCCUGAGGUAGAUUUAUCUAGAAAAACUCCUUCCGUAUAUAAAUUGGCAUAGCCUGCCUGCCUAUUUAGGAAAUAUGUCCGAAUACACUUUUGGCAUAAUAGUUUGCAGUCCGUCUCCUACGGCCGUUUGGUACGCAACAAUGGUUGCGAAAUCAGACACUUAAUUUAUCAACGCAACUUUGGUGGUAUGGCCAUACCUCCUGUGCCAGAAGUAAUAAUCAGAGGAAUGGGACAGGUCACUAAAAUUCAAUUGCUUAAUUUUGCAAUUUAAAGAAGACGGGUUGUAAAGCAGCCAUGUCUAGUAAUUGAUUAUAAAGUAAAUGCUGUUUAAUUAACAACGAGAUGGGAGUGACUACCUAACUUAAAGGCCAGUCUACCGAGCGGUAUGCUAUUGCUUCUGUCAUAAAACGAAGUCUUUAGGAAAGUCCUUUUGGUCAGAAACGUAAAGCGAUACAUUCUUACCUAGAAUUCAUGUUUUCAUAAACUAGUCAGCUCUGCUCCGGUCAGCUUAUAUGUUUCAUAUAAUGUCUCCCAAUGCGUUUUUUUUACCGUGAGAUGGGUAAUUCUCAACAAAGUAAUUUUUAAUUAUAACAUUAGUUUUGAUUUGUCUUUUAUUUUUAGUUCCGUUUGAGAUUGUCUGAAGAUGGCAGUGGCAAAGGAGCUGCCGCCAUUGCAGCUGCUGCAACUCGCACUUACUGA